This is a messenger RNA of Colletotrichum spaethianum, 1158 nucleotides long. Its product is annotated as beta-lactamase domain-containing protein 2. The transcript has a single exon. NCBI's taxonomy places the organism in Eukaryota, Fungi, Ascomycota, Sordariomycetes, Glomerellales, Glomerellaceae. The record is from RefSeq and is a predicted model, not a curated record. The coding region runs from base 1 to 1158 and encodes 385 amino acids.
AUGGCUCAAGUACACGGCACUUGCGAUCCCAGGUUUGAGCAAGUCCGUACUCAAUUCCAGCAAUUCAUCGACUCUGGAGAAGAAAUCGGCGCCGCCGUCACUGUCAACAUCGACGGCGAGGAUGUCGUCGACCUGUGGGGCGGUUUUACAGACAAGGAGCGCACACAGCCUUGGGACAGAGACACUAUCGUCACCAUCUUCUCCAUGACGAAAAACAUUCUCAGUCUUGCCAUGCUCAUCCUCGUCGAUCGCGGGGUCCUAUCAAUUACCGACAAAGUCUCCAAGUUCUGGCCCGAGUUCGCUGCUAACGGCAAGGAAAACGUGGAGAUUCGUCACAUCCUCUCUCACACCUCAGGACUUUCCGGCUGGGAAUCUGACAGGCCGCUGACGUUCGAUGAGAUCUGCGAUCUGGACGCUGCCGCUGCCAAACUUGCUGCGCAAGCCCCAUGGUGGGAGCCGGGCACUGCGUCCGGGUACCACUCGUGGACUUUUGGCCACCUGCUCGCUGCAAUCGUCCGCCGUGCCACUGGUUCGACAUUGCAAGAGUUCGUCAUCGAAGAGAUCGUCAAGCCUCUCGGCGCAGACUUUCAGUUCGGAGUCUCCGAGAAAGAUCUGCCCCGAACCACAGAUGUCAUCGCUGUGGCCAUGCCUCCCCUCGGGCCCGGAAUGGGUCCACAGCCUGGUUCCAUCACAGCCAAGUCGAUGAACCCGCUGCCGAUGCCGUUAGACUUUGGCAACGGAGCUGCUUGGCGUCAGGGAAACAUCCUCUCUGGAAGUGGUCACUCAAACGCCCGCGCCGUAAACCGCAUUCUUUCGGCCAUCAGUCUGGGCGGUAGCGUCGACGGCAAGCGCCUACUCUCUCGAGAGACGCUUGACCUUAUUUUCGAGGAGCAAUCCAACGGCGUCGAUCUUGUCAUUGGUGCGCCCUUACGCUUCGGCGUUGGCUUUGCUCUCACCGUGGACGAUGGCCCUGCUGCAUACCUGUCGAAGGGGCGUGUUUGUUUUUGGGGUGGUCUGGGAGGUUCCCUUGCUGUAAUGGAUUUGGACAGGAAAAUGACCAUAACGUAUGUGAUGAACAAAAUGUCAAUGGCGGGCUUGGGAAACAGUGCUGUCAAGUCAUACAUCAAAACGAUUUACGAAGCAUUGGACGAGGCUUGA